Messenger RNA from Zerene cesonia (dogface butterfly), 1057 nucleotides. RefSeq lists its product as uncharacterized. The coding region runs from base 104 to 1039 and encodes 311 amino acids. Lineage: Eukaryota; Metazoa; Arthropoda; Insecta; Lepidoptera; Pieridae. The record is from RefSeq and is a predicted model, not a curated record. Gene Ontology annotation, molecular function: methyltransferase activity. The transcript is spliced from 4 exons.
GAGUUGAAUUGAAUAGUAUAUUUAAAUCCGCAAAAGACACUCCUAAUUUAUUAAAUUUGUUUUAAAGUAAAGCUUUCUAUAAAUCAAUCUUUAGAACAUAGCAAUGGGAGAUGAAAGUGUGUUGAAUGUUAAGUGCCGAAUUUUAGAUCUUAUUUCGGAGCUCGGUGACCAUGAGGUGCAAAAUAUAGAAGAGUGGAUAACGUCUCAAUCUUACCGAAAGGAUUUAGAACAGAAGAGGAACCUCCAAAGAUCAGAGAAACAAUUAAUAAAAAUUGCCAAUACGUUAAGGAAAAUAGUUCCUUUUGAGGCUGAAAUGACAACAGAGAAAAUUGAGCCACCAACUGUGGGUGAUCAAGCUGAUUGCACUAAGGAAAACACAUGCCAUGUGGAUGAGUUCCUUUAUGAUGACAAACAUGUUGAUGAACUUGUAAAAUCAGAGAAAUUAACUAGAUUUUACUGCUCCCAAUGCAACUCUAGGAAAACGAAGGAAUUAAUUUUUAUCUCACAUUCAAUGUCAAGACAAGCCUUACAAUAUAUAUUUACGGUACUCUUACCAAAGGACCUGGAAGACAAGAAAAUUUUAGAUGUUGGUUCUAGACUAGGAGCAGUACUAUAUGGUGCUUAUUACUUUUCAAAUGCGUCUACUAUUGUGGGAGUUGAAAUGAACAAGGAAUUAUGUGAAAUUCAGGAAAAUGUUAUUAAGAAAUACUCUAUGGAUGCUAAUAGAAUAAAAGUUGUUCAUGCUGACAUUAUGGAGAGAAAUGACAUAGUUGAAUGCUCUAAUAUCAUUAUUAUAAAUGUUUUAGACUUUUUUGUGGACAUUGAAAAACAUAAAGAUAUGUGGUAUUUUUUCAAAAAACAUAUUAAAAAAGGAAGCUAUUUAGUAUCAAACAGAAGUAUGGCUGAUACAUUAAAUAGUCUAGAUAUAUAUGAAGAUAUGAUUGGAUGGUUGAAUAUAUGUAAGCCAAAUCAAAUUGAAAAUGAAAUAUUUUUUGAUCUUGAGGAUUAUAAUGAGUUAUACUUGUAUACAGUGAAUUAAUAAAGUUAUUUAAAUGUA